Messenger RNA from Durusdinium trenchii, 4092 nucleotides. Lineage: Eukaryota; Dinophyceae; Suessiales; Symbiodiniaceae. The record is from the annotation of a GenBank genome assembly.
GCGAGAGUGCGCGGUGUAAGUGUGACACAGAGAUGUCAAGCAUUGGAGCUCCGCAACUUGACCCGUGCAGGCGCUGGGUGGAUGUGUGUCUGGUGGACGCGCUGCGCUGUCAUGGCUUUCGCGUGCCCUACGAACGCGACGGUCCAUUUCGAGCGCUUCGUGACGGCCGCAGAUUCUUGGAACCGUGGAAGCUGCCUGGCCAAGUACACCGUGACACCGGACAGGGUUCAAGGGUGUCAUGCAGAGUCCCUCGAGUCAAAUCAUGUGUCUCUCUGUCGACUGAGGUUUACGCUGCUGCCACUUUGUGCUACUGACCUCAGCGUGGGCAUGAAGCAAGAGAAACUCAUAGUGGCGACCAAGGGGCAUUUCGUGGCACUGCGACAAGUGGAUGGCUGUUGGGAAAUCAAUUUCCACAAUCGAACGCACUCGUGGGAGCCAUGCAGCAUCCUUUGGGGAUGCGACGAGCCAGGUGCGCUUUAUUGGUACAAUAGAGAGGAGCGCAGCUGGCAACUCUCCAUUCGUCAUGUUGAAGGCAUCUUCAAACUUGCCCCACAGCUAAACGAUCCACGUCACGGUGCCCAGGGCGAUGUUGUUGAUGUGGUGGGUGCAGCUGCGUUCUCCGCAGUUGUGGACGUGGUCUGGAAAGAGAACUGGUGGCGGGCUUUGCCUUUAGAGACGUUGUGUCACCUGCGAGCAGUCAGCCAAAGACACUAUGAAAGUCUGCGGUGCCUGCGGGAUGCAUGGGAUUCCUUUGAAGCCAAUGUGUUGGAAAAGGGCCUGUGGCAAUUGAUGACGCAGCGCCUCCGCGGUCCGACAAUGACCGAGGCUGCCUUGCCGCGGCUGCGUUGGGAUUUUGGCUGCAGCCAAAGCUUGGAAGACAUGUUUUUCGAGGAUUCCAAACGCUGCACCUUGAAGGGGCCGUUGUUGCAGCAAUGGCUGCGUAACAACUCUGGAAAUGAGGAAGCAGUCGAAUUUUUGGCGGCCUCUGCAGGAAGAGCGGGCAAGAGGUUGCUCUCCACUGCAACCCUGUCAGGAAUGGAGGUGAACAUUACUGAGUACGUGUUUCUGCUGCAGCUUGGUCCGGCGCGGGCGUAUGUCACCAUUGGAGAAACCAAGGAAGUGCAGUCGCCUACGUCUGCAUGGUCCUUUCCUAGUCCGGACAGUGACGCAAGCGAUGCAACUGGCACGGACAGGGAUGUAUUAGGAGGAUCCAGUGGGCCGGUGGGUGACAGGACGACAAUCACUGAGACGCCUGCGGUGAAUGAGCGGGUUAUGGUGUUGAAGUCAGAGUGGCUCGAGGAGAUUUUGGACGGGCGCAAGGUCUUGGAGCUUCGAGGAAAGUCGGCGCAGGUUGGCAAUGUCUGGCUAGCCUGCCGCAGCACUAUUUAUGGCCGCGCGCAGAUCACCUUAUGCCAACGGCUCGACUAUGCUCGCUUCACGGAGCUGCGGCCGCAGCAUGGUGUCCACCGGGCACUUCCCUACAAAAAGACGUGGGGCUUAUGGCUUGCAGAUGUGGCGCGGCUGGAAAAGUCGGUGAACUUUCAGAAGCUCUGGGGUGCGGUGGGGUGGUGUCGUGUGAGAUAUGGGCUUGUCCCGUGCCCGGAGAAGAAGCACACGCAGCAGGAGUCGAUAUCCCCAGGUAAAUUUGGUAUCUUCAACCUUGGCAGCACUUGCUUUGUGAAUGCUGUGCUUCAAGCGCUGUUGCGCACGCCGGCGAUCCACCGGUGUGUGGCGCAGUGCUCGACAGGCUGCGGAUCGGAAACAUGCACGUGGCAGCUGCUGCGGCAAAUGAACACUGUGUUGCAGACACGAACUGCCACGGCUGAAGAUAUGCAGCCAUGGCUCGCUUUUCUCCAGAAUCAUGGUUUUGACGGACACAGCCAGGACAGCGCACUCCUCUUUGCCAAUGCUCUGUGUGAAGCGUUGACACAGGACGAGGGGUGGUCAAGAGUCAAGGGGCAGACGUGGGAGCGCAGGGCAGCUUGCGAUGUGCGAGCCGGGCCCGGCAUUGUGGAAGCAUGGCCUGGAGUGGCGCUCGAAACAUCGCCUACUUGCAGCCAUGUGCCGGAGCUUUUGCGGCAGCAGUGGGCGGAGAGAACCCUGGAUGAAGGAGUCCGUUGUGACGAGUGUGCGCAAACCUGCACCGUCAAGCAACGUGUAUCCCUCGAAGGAAUUUGUUCUGCGCCCAUUUUCGGGUUCCCUCGAGCAGGGCACAUUGGAGUGGACGGGGUACAGCGUCGGAACGAGGAUAGAGUGGUGUGUCCGGAGACAUUGGACCUUGGGAGCAAGAACUUUACUUUGGCGGCUAUUGUUGAGCAUCUGUCCCAUGCUGGGGAAGCCAGGGCUGGGCACUUUGUAGCGUGGGCUCGCAACGGCGAUGGAUGGCUGCGGUUUGACGACACUGCGGUCCACUGGUUCGAGGAAUUGCCAGAGACAGUUUGGCGCAACAUUGUCCUGGGAGUCUAUUCUUCUGAAGAGCAUUCCAGCGACUUUGCACAGCUGCCGGGUGAGGGAUGGCCAGCAGCAUCCGUCGGGUGCGAAGAUUUGGACGGCAGGAAUGUCGGCCCGGCGGAGGCUUUAGCCACCUUGCCGCCCGCGCGGAGCACUGCGGGACAGAGCGAGCUGCUGCAGGAGAUGGUCGCGUGCGUGGCUGCAGAGGAACUACGCACCGAGUCGCUCAACCAAGCUGCUCCGAGUCGAUUGUGUUUGCCCCGUCUCGACGACGAGAUGGAGAAACCUUUGCAGGCAAACUUAUGCAGCACCUUUGCUGCUAGUCAUGUUGACAGAAGUGCACAAUUUGAGAUGUACGUGGCAGACUUCUGCCGAACCCUGCGAGAUGGAGGAAGUGUCGUGGGUGCGUUGCGGGCUGUCCCAGCAGCCAUUGAAGGGACCGGUGAGAUUGACUGGGAAGUUUGCCUCAACGACUUCAAGCUCGGGUUGCUGGAUGUAAAGCAAGAUGCAGUGGAGUGCUGCAACGAGAUUGAGGUCUUUCUACCGCUGUGGCGAACCAUGCCUCUGCAUAUGGCCGUGGUUUGGACUAGCUUGUCGCGCGUGCUGUCUUUGCCGCUGAUCAUGUUGUGGGAUGCCUUUAAAGUGAUACUCAGCAGCCUUUUGCACAAGGAUAUUGCUGUGGAGUGGCAAGAUUAUUGUCUGCGACAGAGAUACUGGGCUGUCAUCGCAUCCGAUCCUGGAGCAGGUAAGAGCCCAGCACUGGAGUUUGUUAUGACGACAUUGCGAAAGGCAAUGUCGCUAGAUGAUCUUGCUGAUUGCUUCCCGGGCAAUGCUGCAGAAGAAUUCCAUAUUGUAAAUGAUAGCACACAUGCAGCAUUUGGCGCUCGUCUGAACAGAGCCGAUGGCUAUGCUCUGCUGGCUAGCCCGGAAGCCGCCACAACUCUGUGCCCAAAGUUUCCCAGCUCCGGUGAAUUCAACAAAAGCACCCACAUUGACUUGGAGCGGGCUCUGGAAGGUGCAACGGGAGGUGCUAUUCAUUGGACAACCCAGGCAGAUGUGUUAGCGAAACAACGCAACGCACGCCAAGCGGAGCAAGUUGUGGACAAGAGCGUGCAUCAUACUAGUACCAAUCUGAGCUUCGUUUUUUUCCAGCAGAUCUCAAUGCUCCAGUCAUGGUGGGCACAAGGAGAGGCACGAUGGAAAAAGGGCCUGACCAACCGGUUUCUCUUCAGCGCUGGCAGGCGCCCAGUGGAGGUCGGCGCUGUGAGAGGAGCUGCGCAAAAGAUUCAGGAAUAUUUAGUCUUGCUUCUUCGCACUGUCGCUAAACACUUUGGGUGUGGGUCGCGCCCGGCUAGACCUUUUCGUUUGCCGCCAGCCGCCGCAUCUUCGUUCUUGGAAGCACGAGCCAUUGGGACAGAGCUAGCGCAAGACAAGACUUUUGCGGAUCAUGGGAGCUUGCAUUCGAUGUUGGAAAAAAUGCCCUCGUGGCUGACGCAUGAAGCUUUAAGCAAUGCUAUUUUGCGCGCUGCGGACAACUGCGUCCUGUCUGGUACUCCUAUCCCUCCAGAUGAUGCAUUGAUCCAAGAAUUGGAGUGCAAGAGCGCUUUGCAGUUCGUGUACCUUCGUCUCGACGCUUGGUGA